CUAGUAGCCAUGUGGAACACACUAAUCUGCCUAAAUCUGGACACAUUCUAUCCGGCGCUAGCAAUUCAAGUAGGACUCCAAUGUGAUAUCCUAUGUGCCACUUUGGAUAGAUUGCAUGAAUUUGUGACGGUUAGUGGGCAACUACACCAUGUAGAUGAAGGAUUGAGGAUAUCACCACGUAGUCUAAAAUUCUCAAAUGAAAUGCGCAAGAAUUUACUUGUGUGCAUAAAGCAUCAUCAACAUAUCAUAGCUAUGUCAUCUGAAAUUGAAGAUAUUUAUCGCAAAAGUUGUUUCGCACUGAUAAUUGGAGGGGUUUUCGUUAUAUGUACAUCAUUACUUCAGCUGUCUAUUGCAAGAGUUGGAUCGCUUGCUUAUUUAACGAACUUAUUCUACUUGAUAUGUAUGAACACAGAGCAAUUUGUGUAUUGCUGGUUUGGAAACGAAAUCAUUGUGAAGUCUUCAAGAAUAUAUCGUUCCAUAUACAACACACCUUGGAUAGACUGUGAUGUCAAGUAUCGGAGACUGCUGAUCCAAAUGAUGGGUCAAGCUCGAAGAGGAAUCAACCAAAGAGCUGGAGGUAUCAUCUCUCUAUCGACGGGGACUUAUGCUGCGGUUUUGAGGACAUCCUAUUCCUACUUCACAGUCCUCAGACAAAUAUAAGGUUGGACAACACUUGCUAAUAAAUUUAUUAUCUGUCAUUAGUAUU
Molecule: messenger RNA, 706 nt
Organism: Acanthoscelides obtectus
Lineage: Eukaryota; Metazoa; Arthropoda; Insecta; Coleoptera; Chrysomelidae
Source: the annotation of a GenBank genome assembly